Molecule: messenger RNA, 864 nt
Organism: Pteronotus mesoamericanus
Lineage: Eukaryota; Metazoa; Chordata; Mammalia; Chiroptera; Mormoopidae
Gene: THAP6
Product: THAP domain containing 6
Exons: 5
Coding region: 102-770 (222 amino acids)
Source: RefSeq, a predicted model, not a curated record
AUUUCCGGUUGACGGGGCGGAAGCGAAAGAAGACGCAAUCUGUGUCGUCGAAGUUAGUCGUUGCCUUCGCUGUUAACGUUCUGUUAUGAGUUGCUAAAAUCAUGGUGAAAUGUUGCUCGGCGAUUGGAUGUGCUUCUCGCUGUUUGCCAAAUUCCAAAUUAAAAGGACUGACGUUUCACGUAUUCCCCACAGAUGAAAAUGUCAAAAGAAAAUGGGUAUUAGCAAUGAAAAGACUUGAUGUGAAUGCUGCAGGCAUUUGGGAGCCUAAAAAAGGAGAUGUGUUAUGUUCAAGACACUUUAAGAAGACAGAUUUUGACAGAAGUGCUCCAAAUAUUAAACUGAAACCUGGAGUCAUACCUUCUAUCUUUGAUUCCCCUUCUCACUUACAGGGGAAAAGAGAAAAACUUCGCUGUAGGAAAAACUUCACCCUCAAGACCCUUCCAGUCCCAAACCACAAUCGCCAGCUUGUUGGUGCUUCCUCAUGUAUUGAAGAAUUUCAAUCCCAGUUCAUUUUUGAACAUAGCUACAGUGUAAUGGACAGUCCAAAGAAACUUAAGCAUAAAUUAGAUCAUGUGAUCAGCGAGCUAGAGGAUACCAAGAAAAGUCUGCGGAAUGUUUUAGACCGAGAGAAACGUUUCCAAAAAUCAUUGAGGAAGACAAUCAGGGAAUUAAAGGAUGAAUGUCUCAUCAGCCAAGACACAGCAAAUAGACUGGAAGCUUUCUGUUGGGAGUAUUGUCAGGAGAGCAUAGAACGAGACUAUAUUUCAUGAAGUAAUUUUGUGUUAUUUUCUACCUAAAGUUGACAUUGGUACAGCUUUUUAGAAAGUAAUUCUUAUUUAUCAUCAUUAAAUAAUAUCCAUCAUU